Molecule: messenger RNA, 1063 nt
Organism: Geodia barretti
Lineage: Eukaryota; Metazoa; Porifera; Demospongiae; Tetractinellida; Geodiidae
Source: the annotation of a GenBank genome assembly
CUGUAAAGUCACUGGCAGAUGGCUCCACAGAGGAGAAACGUAUUCAGUUCCUGCAGGAGGCAGCCAUCAUGGGCCAGUUCAAACAUCCCAAUGUCAUCAUUCUCCAUGGGGUUCUUCUGGACAGCAAACAAGUUGGGUUGUCUUUUCUCAGUUUUAUCUCUAAGACUUGUAUUAUGUUAUCCUAUGAUGUUUUGAACAGAUAAUGAUUGUUGUUGAACUAAUGAAGAUCGGCAACCUUCUAACACAUCUUUGUUCAUUUAAGCCUAUGUAUGAAUAAUUUCAGCCACGUACACAAACAUUACACUUGUAUUGCUACAGAGAUGACUCUGAGAGUGUGCCUGCAAACACUGCUGCACUACUGCUGAGUUUCUGUCGUCAGAUUGCCUCAGGAAUGGCCUACUUGUCUGGGAAGGGGUUCAUACACAGAGACCUGGCAGCCAGGAACAUACUGGUCUCUCAUGAGGAAAUGUGCAAGAUUGCUGACUUUGGCAUGUCCAGAGCUCUGCAAGACACUGACUACUAUGUCUCUCGUGGAGGGAAAAUCCCUGUGAAAUGGACAGCUCCAGAGGCUCUCCACUACAAGAAGUACUCGACUGCCAGUGACGUGUGGAGCUUUGGAAUUGUCAUGUAUGAGAUAUGGUCUCCGGCGGCAAGGCCCUACAACUGGAUGACUAAUAAUGAGGUAUACCAGAAUAUCCAGUCAGGAUAUCGCCUCCCUCCCCCACCUGGAUGUCCUAGAGCUGUCUAUCAGACCAUGAUCUCUUGUUGGCACCCGGAGCCACACUCCAGGCCCACAUUCCCCGACAUCCAAACAGUGCUCCAGCGUCCAGACUUCAAGUUGCUGACAUGGAUGACAGAAGAUGUGGCUGCCUACACUGAAGAGGCCAGAACACUGGGAGCUCCCCUGGAUGCAGGAGAGGAACUCUACACUGACAUUCAAAACUGUUACGUGUUAAAGUAAACGUUUAUUUUGCCUUCACACAGUCACAGUUUUGACUCAUAAUCAUGUAUAUAUACACACCACAAUGGUGACUUGGUGUGCCAGCCAAACACACUCGGUCUU